CCACUUUUAGAUGAACAAAACCCUCUCUCUUCCAAAACCCAAACCCUUGGCGGCUGUGUGUGCGUGCGUGGGCGUGUGAGACCCGUUGUAUCCCCCACUCCCUCUCUCCUAGGGUUUCCCUCUGUAUUUGUCCUCUAAAACCUCCCAAAAGCACUAUUGGGUUUUAGGGUUUUACCCGUCUGAGGAAGAUCUAUCCACUGAUACCGGUCAUGGCCACCGUUGCUCCUCCUGCAGAUCAAGCCACGGAUUUGCUACAGAAAUUGUCGUUGGACUCUCAAACCAAGACUCUGGAAAUUCCGGAGCCCACCAAGAAGCCUUCGGCUAAUCAAUAUGGGUCUGUUGAUUCGGGAAAUGCUACAAAUGGUCAGAUUCCAUCAUUUGAGCGCUCUGUGACUCCAUUACUACCUGAGUUCAUAGAUCCAUCCAUGUGUUAUGUUCCUAAUGGUUAUCCACAUACUGCCUAUUACUAUGGGGGCUAUGAUGGGACUGGUAGUGAUUGGGAUGAGUACUCGAGAUAUCUGAAUCCUGAUGGAGUGGAGAUGACUUCGGGAGUUUAUGGGGAUAACGGGUCUCUUAUGUAUCACCAUGGUUAUGGCUAUGCACCAUAUGGCCCCUAUUCGCCAGCAGGUUCCCCUGUUCCAACUUUGGGUAAUGAUGGUCAGUUAUAUGGGCCUCAGCACUACCAAUAUCCAUUUUUCCAGCCGCUGACACCAACCAAUGGGCCAUUCACACAUAGUCCUGCUGCCUCUCAAACUGACGUUUCUGUAUCUGUAGCUGCUGAUCAAAAGCCACUACCUGUGGAUGCCACUAAUGGGAAUUCUAAUGGCGUUACAAAUGGUGGCAGUGUCAAGGGAAAUAAUGCUUCUGCUCCCUUAAAGCCCAAUUAUCAGAAUUCGUUUGUUUCUAAUGGUUCAUAUGGAACUGGUGCUCUGCCAGGGCGUGGUCCUGCUUCCAACUAUCAGGAUGGAAGAUACAAUUUUGAUAUGACGAGGUCUCCCUUCCAAUGGUUGGAUGGCCCACUGCUCUCUGAUGGGCAGUCUAGGCCUGUGACUAGCACAGCGAUCUCUAAUUCAAUUUCAAAUGGCAAUAACCUUCCAUCUUCAAGGAAUCAGAACUUUCGUCCAAAUACUAAUUACAUGGGUCUGCACCAUCCAAGACCAAUGCCUGGUAUGAGUACAGCUCCUGGGUUUAUGGGUAGGGCGUACCCACCGAACAAGUUAUAUGGUCAGUAUGGGAAUGCUGUUAGAUCUGGCAUGGGCUUUGGAUCUCAUGGAUAUGAUUCAAGAGCAAAUGGGCGCCCAUGGUUGGUGUUUGAUAGUAAGCAUAAACCAAGAGGACGAAUUGGCUAUGGUAAUGAGAACUCAGACGGUCUGAAUGAGUUGAACAAAGGACCUAGAUUUAAGAGCUCCAAAACCAAGAGUUUUGCACCCAGCGUCUUGGCAGCAAAGGGGCAGAAUGAGACAAUAAAUGCAACUAUUGAUGAGGAGAAGGAUAAGAUUUGCAUACUUCCAGACCGUGAACAAUACAACAAAGCAGAUUUCCCAGAGGAUUAUACUGAUGCCAAACUUUUUGUUAUAAAAUCAUAUAGUGAGGAUGAUGUCCAUAAGAGCAUCAAGUAUAAUGUUUGGGCCAGCACACAAAAUGGCAACAAGAAGCUUCAUGCAGCAUACCAGGAGGCUCAGGAGAAAUCUGGUGGCUGCCCCGUUUUUCUUUUCUUCUCGGUCAAUACCAGUGGACAGUUUGUUGGCCUUGCGGAGAUGGUGGGACCCGUUGACUUUGAGAAGAGUUUGGAGUACUGGCAACAAGACAAGUGGAACGGCUGCUUUCCUGUUAAGUGGCACAUUGUAAAGGAUGUGCCUAACAGUUUGUUGAAGCACAUUACCCUUGAGAACAAUGAGAAUAAACCUGUCACUAACAGUAGGGACACUCAGGAGGUCAAGUUAGAGCCAGGGCUUAAAAUGAUUAAAGUAUUCAAGGAGCAUUCCAGCAAAACAUGUAUUUUGGAUGAUUUUGGGUUUUAUGAGACUCGCCAGAAGACAAUUCAGGAAAAGAAGGCUAAGCAACUGCAUUUUCCAAAACAGGUCUGGGAAGGAAAGCAUGCUGAUGAGAAGAAAGAAAGGGCCAAUGGUGAACUGAAAACCGAGAACUCGUUGGAGGUUGCCUCAGAAUUGAUCAAGGAGCCUAUGCCUAUCCCUUCUGCACAGACAAAAGAGGAAGUGAAACUUUUGGAGAAUGGUUCGGUUGCAGAAAAAGAUGUGCCUAAGGGUGCUACUGCAAAGCCAGUUAUAGUAGCAGAGAAGAGGAUCAUAGCAAAUGGUGUUGCAAAUGGUUGCUAAGCCUCUGCCUUGCACAUCGGCGGUCCAUGUGCACUGGAGUUUAUCACAAGGAAUUCGCCAGAAGAUAUUGGUUUUUAAUAUGAUACAGAAGUAGCUACUGGCUAAUUCUCCAUAUUUAUUGGGCUGCCGUGUUGGAUGUCUUGCUCCUGCUGCAUAAAAAGAGUCUUUUGUUGAGCGAUAGAAUGUCAUCUUUACAUUUUUCAAGCAUGGUGAAGCCAGGCUGGGUUUAUCUGAAGAAUCAAAAGUGUCUACCUGGGCUUCCUCUGGAUCUGUUUUAAAGUGGUUAGGCUCCUAACAGGUUUUGAUUCCCUAGGAUUUUGGGUUUAGGGUUUCUGUUUCUGUUUCAGUGGCUUUUAUAUUCUUAUCAUGGUGUUUUCUUUUCUUCCUUUUUUAUUUUUGUUUUGUUUUCCUUUCUCUUUUUGGUUAUUUCCUGUCUUGUAAAUCUAGAUCUACUUUGUUGCGGAGCGACUUUGCUUUUGUAAUUUGUAAGAGAGCUAGAAGAAGCAAGGUGGGAAAAUAUUGCUGCAAUAUAGUCAAGAGUUUUAGAAGAUUUGUGUUUUCCUUA
Molecule: messenger RNA, 2901 nt
Organism: Corylus avellana
Lineage: Eukaryota; Viridiplantae; Streptophyta; Magnoliopsida; Fagales; Betulaceae
Product: YTH domain-containing protein ECT4
Biological process (GO): mRNA destabilization
Cellular component (GO): cytoplasm
Molecular function (GO): mRNA binding
Source: RefSeq, a predicted model, not a curated record